UCCCAUACAUGAAACUGAUGAUAAGGGAUGCCUCAAUAACUGGUCCUUGCUUUGCAUUUGCUGCUAUACAGAUAGGAACACAUAGUUUGAGAGAGAAGAAAUAAAGGAAGAAGGACAAGUGGAAGGAAGGAGGGUUGGUUCUCUUAGUCCAUAAAUAAUUAACCCCCUCCGGUAUCCAAAGGCAACCCUCCUCCCACUCUAUGCAUCUCUCUUUCCAGAGAAAGAGGGCAAGGAGAGGCUCAGCCUCCAGUUAGAAUUGCUCUCUCUCUCUCUCUCUGCCCCUCAGACUUUCUCCUCCCACUAACCAAACCCCUCCUCCACUUUCCCAUCUUAUACCGGCGAAGAGAGGACGAAAGAAGCAGCUACGCUGGAUCGGCCGGGGAAGAUGGGUCGGGGAAAGAUCGAAAUCAAGAGGAUAGAGAACACAACCAACCGGCAGGUGACCUUCUGCAAGCGCCGCAAUGGCCUGCUCAAAAAGGCCUAUGAAUUGUCCGUGCUCUGCGACGCUGAGGUUGCUCUCAUCAUCUUCUCGAGCCGUGGCCGCCUCUACGAGUAUGCCAACAAUAGUGUGAAAGCUACUAUCGAGAGGUACAAAAAAGCAUGUACUGAUACCUCUAACUCUGGAUCUGUCUCUGAAGCUGAUUCCCAGUAUUAUCAACAAGAAUCAUUGAAACUGCGCCAGCAAAUAACCAGCCUACAGAAUUCAAACAGAAAUUUGAUGGGAGAUUCUCUUGGCUCUAUGAGCCUUAGGGACCUGAAGCAACUGGAGGGAAGGUUGGAAAAGGGCAUAAACAAAAUAAGAACUAAGAAGGUAGUCAUAAAUAAAGUCUUCUACAUGCAUUUGCUUCUACUUUUACACAUCCGUUCUUACUGGUUUUUUUUAUUGUGUCAGAAUGAGUUGCUAUUUGCUGAAAUUGAAUACAUGCAGAAAAGGGAGACGGAGCUGCAAAAUGCCAACAUGUACCUAAGGAACAAGAUAGCCGAGAAUGAGGGAGCACAACAACAGAUGAAUAUGUUACCCGCUACGACUGAAUAUGAGGUCAUGCCGCCAUAUGAUUCAAGGAACUUCCUGCAAGUGAAUCUAAUGCAAAGCAAUCAGCAUUACUCUCACCAGCAGCAGACAGCUCUCCAACUAGGAUGAGACCAGGAAAUGAUCCAUGAUUGGUGGUUCUGCGACAUCAAACCUGUAGGUGUAGAGCUGGAAUGCUUGCAUGUAGUUUGUUGGUAAGUUAUGUUGAGAAAACUAAACAGAUGAUGUGGGUGAAGAUUGCCCGAGUUGGUAGCCUUUCAUCCAAAAUGGACUCAUAAGACAAUUGGUUGUAGUAUAUACAAACAAUUCCACUUGUAUGCUCUUAACUGCAUGCGGUUGUCACUUCAUAUUGCAGCAUAUAGGACUUUAUAUUGUUUUUGUUAUUUGUCGUGUUCAUCAAAGAUAAUGUUAUUUUCCGGCCAUUACUCUUGCAGGAUAAUCAUGGGAUAUUAGUAAUCU
Elaeis guineensis (African oil palm) is the source of this 1489-nucleotide messenger RNA. RefSeq names its product floral homeotic protein AGAMOUS-like (gene AG2). Gene Ontology annotation, molecular function: DNA-binding transcription factor activity; RNA polymerase II transcription regulatory region sequence-specific DNA binding; protein dimerization activity. Gene Ontology annotation, biological process: positive regulation of transcription by RNA polymerase II. Gene Ontology annotation, cellular component: nucleus. The record is from RefSeq and is a predicted model, not a curated record. Lineage: Eukaryota; Viridiplantae; Streptophyta; Magnoliopsida; Arecales; Arecaceae.